UGUAAAAUGGCAAAAUAUCUUCCCUCAACUUCUUCUGAGUCUCUCAAGCCAGAGGAUAACCCAUGGCGUCAAGCUCCUUCGCCGUCCUUCCUCUGCUUAACUAUAAUAGCUCCACGACCAAUAGAUCCUCUUCCUCUUACUCAUCUUCGAUUCGCUUCUUCAACCUCCCCAAAUCGAAACACCGGUCUUCCAGACACUCAAACCCUCGUUCUCCACAGGUUCUUGUCUCCUUGUCAUUGAACCAACUGGCAGAUGAUGACGAAUCCUCCGACGCCGCGCUUUUCCUAGAAUCCAACUCAAUCGCUGAUUACAUGCGGUUCAAGCGCCGCUCCGACGACGGCGACAACGGCUCUAGCGAGCUGCAGACAGCGAUCGUCAGUUACAAGAAACGUUUCCCUUGGAUUCUCCUCAACCCUUUUCUUCAGGUAGAUUUGGUCUCAACGAUUCAUAUUGCUGAUAAAGAGUACUUUACAGCUCUUCAAAAAGAGCUUGAACCAUAUGAUUCUAUCUUGUAUGAGAUGGUGACUAGUAAAGAGUCCUUGGAAAACAGAAGAAACCCAAUUGCUGCCAAGAGGCUCAAGACUUCACGUUCAAGAGGCUUCAGUAUCCUCGGCUUCAUUCAACGGCAGAUGGCAAGGGUGCUGGCCCUCGAUUUUCAGCUAGACUGUCUAGAUUACGAAGCUAAGAACUGGUACCACGCUGAUCUCGAUUUCGAGACCUUCACCUUGCUUCAGAAGGAGAAAGGGGAAAGCUUCUACUCAUUUGCAAGGGACAUGACUAUUAGAUCAACGAAAGCAAUGAUACAACCAGCUUUGGUAACCGAAGGUCUUGAUACUUGGAGGUCAAAGCUUCUAUGGGUGUCACGUGUCUUCCCCAUGCCUCUUGUGGGUCUUUUCCUUAUUGUGGCCUUUUGUGCUGACUUCGAGAAUCAGACGGAAGACUAUCCAGAGCUAGAAGCACUCUCACGGCUUGAUAUUGGUGCUGCCAUGAAGGUCUUCCUCGCUAAGAGAUUAACAUCCGAGCUAACGCAAGGGACAUCAGAGAUAGAGGAGAAAUCAGUAAUCAUCGGCGAGAGAAACCGAGCAGCGACCGAAGCUUUGAAAAGAGCAAUAGAGCAAGGAAGCAAAAGAGUUGCGAUUCUAUACGGAGGAGGACACAUGCCUGACUUGGGGAGAAGGCUUAGAGAAGAGUUUGAUCUUGUUCCUUCUGAGGUGAGAUGGGUAACGGCUUGGUCUAUCAGUAAUCCAGGGGACUUGGAGAUGACUUCGUUUCCGUUUCUGAGGACGUUGGCGGAUGCUCUGCGUUGGCCGCUGAACCGAUACCAGACCUUGGCGUUGCUAAUUUUUUCAACUGUUCUUGCGUUGGAUCUUUGCUUUUGGGAGCUGUUCUUGGAUUCGACCAUUGAUUGGGGUUCACAGAUUGCAGCAGAGUUGUAUCGGUUUGUAGAUAACACAAAGCUUGUGUGACAGCUAUUUGUAAAUUCACACAAUGAUGUACAAACAAUAACUUAAUAGUAUUUAAACAAGCUAAGCCUACUCUGAUACGUUCCAUAUCA
Molecule: messenger RNA, 1555 nt
Organism: Brassica oleracea var. oleracea
Lineage: Eukaryota; Viridiplantae; Streptophyta; Magnoliopsida; Brassicales; Brassicaceae
Exons: 5
Coding region: 63-1466 (467 amino acids)
Source: RefSeq, a predicted model, not a curated record